Molecule: messenger RNA, 4062 nt
Organism: Fonsecaea nubica
Lineage: Eukaryota; Fungi; Ascomycota; Eurotiomycetes; Chaetothyriales; Herpotrichiellaceae
Exons: 2
Coding region: 1-4062 (1353 amino acids)
Biological process (GO): transmembrane transport
Cellular component (GO): membrane
Molecular function (GO): ATP hydrolysis activity; ATP binding; ABC-type transporter activity
Source: RefSeq, a predicted model, not a curated record
AUGUCGUCGAUCCCGCAUUCACGUAUCGUCAACCUAUCACAGCCUAUCACAACUUCUCGCGUUAUGGACCCGACAUUGUCCAAGAUCCUAGGCCAAUCUUGGCUGCUUGACGUCCUCGAUGUUUGGCCAAGCAUGAUCUCUUGUGUCCAGCAUUCAAGUCCAGGCAGAACUCUGGGCAUUGAGCUCACCGAAAAAGAGAUAUAUAGACGACUGUUUCACACACGGACACACGACGGUUGUCUAGUAUUCCUCGAAGCUUCAGCAGACCAGAUGACGAGCACGCCAGAGAAAUCGCCCUUGAGCCCCGAUGGCGAGGUGCCAGCUCCUCAACAAGCUGAGAAAGAGAAACAGCCCGAAGGUAGCAUCAAGGACUAUUUUCGCAUCUUUCAGUAUGCCGACGGCUAUGACUGGGUGUUGAAUGCGAUUGCGCUCAUUAACAGCAUUGCUUCGGGGGCAACACUUCCCUUGAUGACCUUGGUCUUUGGCACCUUUACAACCAAGUUCAACAACUUCGCCAGUGGCACGUCAACACCACAACAGUUCAGGGACGACGUGGACCAUUUUGUCCUGUGGUUCAUCUACCUCUUCAUAGGUAAAUUCGGGACAACCUAUAUAUCAACCGCGACCAUUAGCAUCUCGGCAAUACGCACCACCCGCACUUUCCGGAAGAAAUUUCUUGAAGCUACUCUACGGCAGGAGAUCUGGCAUUUCGACAAGCAGACCAAUGGAGCGACAGCCACCCAAGUAACCACCAAUGGCAAUCGAAUUCAGACCGGGAUUGCUGAGAAGUUGGCCUUCGUCAUCUCUGGGCUUUCUACUUUUUUGGCCUCGUUCGUCGUAGCCCUGGCUGCGCAAUGGAAACUGGCCCUAAUCACCAUGUCUGUGAUACCCGCAAUUUUCAUCGUCACCGGCGUCUGCAUUGCGAUUGAUGCGGCACAGGAGGCGAGGGUCCUCCGCAUAUACUCUCGAGCCGCGGUCCUUGCCGAGGAGGUCUUCUCGUCAAUCCGAACAGUCCACGCUUUCUACGCGCAGAAGAAAAUGGCUCAGAAAUACGACGUUUUCCUGGAAGAAGCCCACAAAGAAGGCAACAAGAAGUCUCCCAACUAUGGAGUCCUCUUCUCGAUGCAGUUUUUCUUUGUCUAUGCGGGAAUCGCACUAUCGUUCUGGAAAGGAUUUAGAAUGUACCAGAGCGGCGAAGUUGAGAACGUUGGCGAUGUCUUCACGGUGGUUUUGUCGGUCAUUAUCGCUUCCUCGUCAAUCUCGACCAUUGCGCCGCAAAUUCAAGCUAUCACGAACGCAUCGUCUGCUGCUUCGGAACUGUUUAGUGUCAUGGACAAGCCAUCACUUCUAGACCCUCUCAAUCCUGGGGGCGUACAGCCAUCCUCAUGUGAAGGCCACAUCGAGAUCACAGACCUGGACUUUGCUUAUCCAUCCCGACCAGCUGCUCAGGUUCUACGCGGACUGACCGUCAGCAUCCCCGCCGGGAAGACCACGGCUCUAGUAGGAGCCUCAGGUUGUGGAAAGAGUACACUGGUGGGGCUCCUUGAGCGAUGGUAUCCUCCAACCGCAGGUCACAUUACACUUGAUGGAAUCAAGUUGGAUGAAUACAAUGUCAAGUGGUUGAGAAGCCAGAUUCGCCUUGUACAACAGGAACCAGUGUUGUUUCGAGGAACCGUGUUCGAGAAUGUCGCCAAAGGUUUUCUCGAUGAGCAACGAAAAUUCCCCCCUGAGAAGCAGAUGGAAUUGGUCCGAGAAGCCUGCAAGGCCAGUAAUGCCGAUGGCUUCAUUAACGAACUUCCUCAAGGCUACGAGACUCAGGUAGGGGAGCGGGCUGGGACACUCAGUGGAGGUCAAAAACAGCGGAUCGCCAUUGCUCGCGGCAUCAUCUCCGAUCCGAAGAUCCUCCUUCUCGACGAAGCCACAAGCGCUCUUGAUCCGACAGCUGAACGACUUGUCCAGGAUGCUCUGAAUCGGGUGUCGAAACACCGGACCACCCUGGUCAUUGCACACAAACUAGCGACUGUGAAGGCCGCCGACAACAUCGUGGUCAUGUCCCACGGUCAGAUAGUUGAACAAGGUACCCACCAGCAACUGCUCGAUCUCAACGGUCAUUACGCAAGGUUGGUUCGAGCUCAGGAUCUCGGUGCUGCCGAAGAGCAUGAGUCCAGCAAGCUUUUGAGCGAGAAACAGACCAUCAAUGUGACGGGAGAAGGGUUGGGGCUUCAACGAACAAUCACCGCUGCGGCAUCUGAGGGCGGCAACGCGGAAAGACGGACCAGCCCUGUCGGAACUCUCAACUACUCGCUCUUGCGAUGUAUCUACAUCAUGUUCUGUGAGCAAAAGUCACUGUACUGGUGCUUGGGAAUCUCCGCCUUUGCUGCUCUUCUCAGCGGCGCGACGUACCCGGCCCAGGCCGUCCUUUUCUCCAAGCUCUUGACAAUCUUCCAGUUGACAGGCAAGGCAGCCCGCGACCGAGCCGAUAUCUUUGCGUUGAUGUUCUUCGUGGUCGCGAUCGGCAACCUGGUGGCUUACUUUGUGAUAGGGUGGUUAACCAACAUCAUUGGACAAACAGUCACUCAUCGCUAUCGGGCGGAAAUGUUUCAACGUGUGCUUGACCAGGACAUUGAGUUCUUCGACCUUCCAGACAACACGUCGGGGGCCUUGACCUCGAAGCUCUCUACUCUUCCCACUCAACUGCAUGAACUGAUUUCGUUCAACAUCCUGCUCAUCUUCAUCAUCGUGGUCAACGUGCUGGCGAGCAGCAUUCUGGCUUUGGCUUAUGGUUGGAAACUAGGCCUAACCGUGAUAUUUGGGAUGCUUCCACCUCUGCUUUUGUCUGGCUAUCUUCGCAUCCGGCUGGAAACUAAGCUCGAGUCUCAGGUCUCGGACAAAUUUGCGGAAAGUGGCGGGUUGGCCAACGAAGCCGUCUCAUCGAUUCGAACUGUGGCUUCGUUGACCCUUGAAGCCCAUGUCCUGGAGGAGUACUCGCAAAUGCUCAGCAGCAUCGUUUUGAAGUCGACCCGGGCAUUGGUGUGGACAAUGUUCUGGUAUGCUCUGUCGCAGUCGAUCGUGUUCUUGGCCAUGGCUCUUGGUUUCUGGUACGGAAGUAGGUUGUUGGCGUCAGGAGAGUACACUACCACACAAUUCUACACCAUCUAUAUCGGGGUGCUCUUUGCGGGCCAAGCAGCGGCUGAAAUCUUUGGGUAUACGACUUCCAUCACCAAAGCUCGAAGCGCUGCCAACUACAUACUCUGGCUGAGGACGUUGAAGCCGACCAUCACGGAGACGGAAGCCAACCAAAACGAGGGGCCCGAAGGAGAUGGACCUGUUGAUUUUGAAGAUGUCGAGUUCCGCUACCGCCAGAGAGAGACGUCGCGGGUGAUUCGGGGCAUCUCGAUGAGCAUCAAGCCGGGACAGUUUGCAGCUUUUGUUGGCGCGUCAGGCUGCGGCAAGUCGACUCUUGUGGCUCUUCUGGAGAGAUUCUACGAUCCCACAUCGGGUCGGAUCUGUUUCUCACACAAGGACAUUGCGGCCAUGUCACCCCGACUCUACCGCGGACACAUGUCUCUCGUGCAGCAAGAACCGACAUUGUACCAGGGCUCCGUCCGCGACAACGUUUCUCUUGGCCUCGACUUUGAACCCUCUGAGGACCAGAUUCAGGAGGCAUGCCGUAAAGCCAACGCCCUGGACUUUGUCAUUUCCCUUCCCGAGGGGUUUGACACGCCGUGCGGAUCGCGAGGGACGCAGCUGUCGGGCGGACAGAGACAGCGGAUCGCGAUCGCGCGGGCUCUGAUCCGGAACCCCAAGCUCCUCCUGCUCGACGAGGCCACCAGCGCCCUGGACACGCUGUCGGAGAGGCUGGUACAAGCCGCGCUAGAUGAGGCCGCCAUGUCGCGGACCACGAUUGCCGUGGCGCACCGACUGUCCACCAUCCGCGAGGCCGACGUGAUUUUUGUUAUUGCAAACGGCAAGAUUGCAGAGAUGGGCACGCACGCCGAGUUGCAGCAGUUGAAGGGCCGGUACUAUGAGAUGUGUCUGGCGCAGUCGUUGGACAGGGCUUAG